UUAUCAUCAUUAGUCGGGUGCCUCUCUCACCUCUCCCCCGCACGAGCGAACAGACCCAGCCGCCGCCGACGGCUCCGCCCUCUCCCUCGAUCUCCGUCGUGCGUUGUUGCUACACCCCUGACGCUGGAUCCGUGGAGGAGAGGGAGGAAACGCCGUUGUCUCCUGCCGUUGCCGCCGCCCGACGGAACGCCUCCGCUUCGCCCAUCUUCCUGGCGGCCACCAUCUUCUGGAUUGCGCCACUUCCAUGCUCCCUCCAACGCUGUCUUCCAGCCCACUACGCCGCCGCCGUCCAACAUGAUGCCUCCACUCCGUCCUAUCUUAUAGGCGACUGCCCUAAUCACCGGGGCGUCAUCCAUUUGCCAUCAGCCCAAUGCUUCAGGGACUCCUCGUACCGAAGGCCUGCAAAUACCGAACGACAGUAAGUCUACGGUACGUCUGUGAUUGACUCCUCGUACCUGUACGAUCCCCGAUCGUCUGAUCGUUCUCCAGACUAAACGUCGAACUCGAACGGUGAUGCGGGCGUCCGAUAAGCAGAAGCAGCAUUAGGCAGAGACAUGCCUGGCUGUGUGCAGCAGCCGGCAAGAGGACACAGGGGCAUCGGCAUGCGCACCACACAAGCUGGUGAAGAUUCUUACAAUUCAGAAUCGUUAUACUGAACUGGUUAAUGGGUUCGCUCCAACAGAUGAAUAAACCUAUGAGAAGGUGUGCUAAUUUAUUUUUUGUGAUUUAGUACUAUAUUGGCAUGCUAUAUUUUGUUUGUGCAGAAAAAUUGUAUCAAUUGGACCACUCGGUUUAAAAUCUUGGCUACGCCACUCGCGUCUGGUCCUCUUGACAUGCCGGCCUUGAUAAGUACACGGAUACCACACCGAGGCCAAAGUUCACAAGGUAUGCAACAGCUGCACUCGAUAAUAAAAAGCAUAAGAUGAAUUUUAUGUUAGGUACGGACACAUCCAACUUUUACCAAGCAUAGUCCGUGUUAAGCGAAGUACAUUAUCUCGCGGCUGUGUGAUGUGCAGAUAUAGGAAUUAGACCUUUCUUCACAGGAGCUGUAUUCAUUAUUUAUCAAGUAAACCGUAUUUUAUAGCAGAUCAAAUAGGCCUUUCCUAGCAAUUCUAUUCAUAAAGAUGUUUGAUGUCUUGCUUGAUACUCGUGUUGCAGUUUGUGAGGAACUACGAAAAUUCUUUACUCUUUAUACACAAUUUUUUUCCACAUAUCCAUUGGCCAAAGAAGUGCCCAUGAAGAUCAGGUAUAUUAUAGUGUCUGCAGAUCUCAGAAUACCAUACUUUUUAGUGCUCUUUUUAUUCUGCUGAAUUUUUUUUGGCUCCCGUGUCACCCUUUAAAGGAAGGUUUUCGUGACUAUGGACCAGACAUGUUAGUUUACCAGAGAGGUAAGCAAAUUUUGUAUCUGCAUGGGCGUAAUGCUGCAUUGAUCAUGAGUUCAACAGCUAAAAUUGGGAAUUUGUUUCGUUUAACAUAUAUACUGACCAAAUGGUUUGUCGAAGCUUUCAAAACAUAUACUUACAGGAUAUCUUCAUCCAUGAUACAGGUUCUAGAACAGACCCGACAAGUGGGGUAAAAGUGUACAACUAGUUUUGUCAAAGAUGCUACUUGCUUCCACUGUUUUGGACAUGAAGUAGUUGAACUGGGAAUUGGAUCGGGUUCAUGGAACUUUUUCUCUUGAGUGCAGUACGUCCCAACGGCUUGUCCAGAUGACCCAGAAGAAUUAAAAUGUGUGCUGCAGUACCUGAAACCUAUGGGCGGCUCCCCAUUUAUGUCCAAGAGAAUGCAGUUUGGCCAUGGUUCUGCACAUACCUAUGGGGGCUUCCAGUCUAUUAUGAUUGAUGUGGCAUGCAUCUCACUUCAGGCAAGGCAUCUGCGAAUGACACUGAUAGUGUGGAAUACAUGAAUGCCUACAUAGGGAGCACACUGGAUGCAUUAAGAACGGAACUCUUAAUUAGUCGAGGAACAAAGUUGUGGUCUCUCUAAUUGUGAAGAUGUUAUCUGUCAGAUUAAGUGAACCUCCCCUACCAAAACUGAGAUGCAUAGAUCUCCACUACAGGGUCUUGAUAUUCUUGAAAUUGGAGACGAGCAGUUUCCUGCAAGCCUCGAGUAUGAUGACAAGUACGACCUCGAGAUGGUCUGCGCGAUACAUCUCUGUUUCUCGCACUACCACUCCAAGGUUUCAGGGGAGGACAUGCUCGAGUUUGUCAAGCAAAAGCUUGGCAUCAGGGUCGGUGCCGGUACCGGCCGGAGCUCGGUGAAGCGCAGGCCUGAGGAUUCAGAUUUAUGGCAGGGACACAAUCAAAUUUAUACCAUACGUUGUGAUGAUACAAGGAAAGUAAACAUAGAUGCAUAUUUUGUUCAACGUUACGAUACAAGGGAGAGUUGGCCUACGUCGCCAACUGAUCUGCGGCAGCGUGGAAGGAGAGUUCAAAAGCAGCAGGAGCGGCUGUUCUACUGCUGGUCGGAGGGAGAGCUUGGCAAGGGAGACAGAGGGAGCUCUACAACCACGAUCUUGGCAUACAACCCGAUGGCAUCAUGUCCACUCUUGCAGACUCCAUAUUUUUCAGCAAGUACGUUCGCAAAAAAAAUUGAUCUCAGCAGGUUGCUCCUAUAUGUGUCAUUGACUAUGUUGCUUGUGGAGAGUAAUAAGGAUUUAUCUAGCUCAUGUACAUCUGAGCCUGAGACGGAGAGGACGACUGUCGUGGCUCCAUUGAUGAUAGUGGUUGCGACGCAGAGCCGUACGAAUGGACAACAAGCAAGCCAAGCACUCCCUGGGAAUCGCCGUGAUUCUGAAACGGGUGGCGGGUCCCUGCCUCUACCGCCCAUGAAGCUGACAACGAUCACGUGGUCGUCGUGCGACGGCUGCGGAGGGGGGAGGGGGGCAGGCAGGGGGAGACUUAUAGGCGAGAACCUGCACGGAGGAGGAAGGAGACGCCUCAGGUGGAGAUGAUGACGACGACCGUGCCCCAUCACUAGCGGCGGUCACGACGUGCAGCUGCAGGACUAGAGAUCAUACAGGGAGCAAACUGCGUAGCAAGAUCAAUAAUGAAUGGUUCAAGUCAUGUAUUACAAGUUACAAUGAGCAGGAGGUAGUCAAGUCAGUUGAUGAUAAGGAUAUUAUUCGAACAUUUACUGCAAUGACGUCUCGGAAAGGGCAUUUGCCUUGUGAUUGUCUUUAGUGCGCUAUUGGUAUUCGUGCCUUCUAUGAUUUUGGCAACAUGGCGAGCUUGCAGCAGGGGUCAGAGAAGGGCGCGUUGUGACGGACCUCCGCUCCUCUGCGGAUGCCUAAGCAGCGAUGAGACGCUUCACGGAAUCGAGUCUAUGAGUCUCUCUGCAUGCGCUGCGGCGAGAGUAUAAGUGCCUUGAUCUGUGGCACAGCUCCUAACCCCAUUCCCUUUGGUUUCGGCUUGACUCGUUGUGAAUUCUGAUGCGUACUUUCUUUUGGUCAGGGCACCAUGAGGUUGCUGCUGACUACGAUUCCCAACUUCCAGGAGAUAAGGUCGUUGUGAUGGCUUUUGAAUGCCCGCAAUGUAAUGAAAGGAACUACGAGGUCCAGUUUGCUGGACAGUUCCGGCCUAAUAACCAAAGAUGAUGUGUGGCUAGAAAUGACAUGAUGUCUCGUUUAGCAUGGCUGUUGUUCUGAACUGUAACCUACACCAGAGCGUUGUGUGCAGAUAAUUGACGGGAAGGAGCUCCUGAUGGGAAGGACAUACACUGACAAUCAUCAUGUGAAGAAGGCUGUUACUACAGUUGAAGCGCCAAGCAAGAUUCCGUAAUGGGAAAUCUGCAAGUUCUAAACCAUCUCUGAUUUGAGUAGGUCAAGCAAUUGAAUGAUUGGAAAUAUGUAACUACAUUACCAUCUCGGACUAAUCAACCAUUUGAAAGACAUUAUGUGCUCGGGGAGCAAAAACUUUUGGGCAGACACCUUGGUGGUUUUUUCGUACUAUUAAGGAGGCACCAUUGCAACCUGAACAAGGUUUGUGAGCACCUAGCUUAAUCCUUCUGUAUGGAUCCUACAAGCAGAAGUCAUCCACAUCACGUUUUAAUAUUCUGGAGUAUUAUUUCAUCCCUAGCUCCACUUGCUGCUCAAAACCUGUGCAUACCAUAGUUUGACAACCAGCAGACCCCUAGAAUCUGUUGCAUGGAGUGAGCUACCCCAAAUAGACAUGUAACAAAAACAAUAUUUUCUUUCAUCUUGAUAUAAAUAUAAUUGUGCUAUUGGGUCUUUAGUGGAAUAGAUGUGCAAAGCAACAAUUAUAUACCUUGUCAACGGAAGUACCUUGUUCAAUAUAGAAUACUCUAAAUUUUGAACCGUA
Molecule: messenger RNA, 4319 nt
Organism: Aegilops tauschii subsp. strangulata
Lineage: Eukaryota; Viridiplantae; Streptophyta; Magnoliopsida; Poales; Poaceae
Source: RefSeq, a predicted model, not a curated record